This is a messenger RNA of Equus quagga, 2716 nucleotides long. It is a transcript of the gene CBX4, whose product is annotated as chromobox 4. Gene Ontology annotation, biological process: negative regulation of DNA-templated transcription. The record is from RefSeq and is a predicted model, not a curated record. Lineage: Eukaryota; Metazoa; Chordata; Mammalia; Perissodactyla; Equidae.
GACGUCCGGAUUUGCAUGAGUUCUUGUGCAGCCGCGGCCCGGGCUCAGUUGUCUGAGCGAGCGCGAGCCGGGAGCCGGGGCGGGCGCGGGCAGCGGCGGGCGGCCGGGCUGUGCUGGGCGAGCGGCGGCGGCGCGGGCGGCGCAGGCGGCGGGGGCGUCUCGGCCGGGGCGGCAGCGGGGCGCCGGCGGGAGCCAGCAGCGUCUGCAGCCGCGCCGGCCGCCCGCGCCCCGGCGCGCUCCGGCUCGGCCAUGGAGCUGCCAGCUGUUGGCGAGCACGUCUUCGCGGUGGAGAGCAUCGAGAAGAAGCGGAUCCGCAAGGGCAGAGUGGAGUAUCUGGUGAAAUGGAGAGGCUGGUCCCCCAAAUAUAACACGUGGGAACCCGAGGAGAACAUCCUGGAUCCCCGGCUGCUGAUCGCCUUCCAGAACAGGUGAGCGUCCCCCGAGCCGCCGCCGCCUGCAGCCGUGACCGUACCUACCUUUGCCCGUCGCUCCAAUGUGCUGACCGGACUCCAGGACUCCUCUGCUGACAACCGCACCAAGCUGGAGCUGGGCACUCAGGGCAAGGGUCAGGGGCACCAGUACGAGCUCAACAGCAAGAAACACCACCAGUACCAGCCGCACAGCAAGGAAAGGGCAGGCAAGCCCCCACCGCCGGGCAAGAGUGGCAAGUACUACUACCAGCUCAACAGUAAGAAGCACCACCCCUACCAGCCUGACCCCAAGAUGUACGACCUGCAGUACCAGGGCGGCCACAAGGAGGCGCCCAGCCCCACCUGCCCGGACCUGGGCGCCAAGAGCCACCCGCCUGACAAGUGGGCCCACGGCGCUGGAGCCAAGGGCUACCUGGGAGCCGUGAAGCCCCUGGCCGGUGCGGCUGGGGCUCCAGUCAAGGGCUCUGAGAAGGGCCCCCCCAACGGGAUGACGCCGGCCCCCAAGGAGGCAGUGACGGGCAACGGGAUUGGGGGCAAGAUGAAGAUCGUCAAAAAUAAGAACAAGAACGGACGCAUCGUGAUCGUGAUGAGCAAGUACAUGGAGAAUGGCAUGCAGGCGGUGAAGAUCAAGUCUGGCGAGGCCCCCGAGGGUGAGGCGCGCUCCCCCAGCCACAAGAAGCGGGCCGCUGAGGAGCGCCACCCCCCUGCAGACAGGACUUUCAAAAAGGCAGCGGGGGCAGAGGAGAAGAAGGUGGAAGCGCCCUCCAAGAGGAGGGAGGAGGAGGUUCCAGGGGCUGGUGACCCGCAGCCCCAGGACGCUGGCUCCCGCAAGCUCUCCCCGACCAAGGAAGCCUUCAGUGAGCAGCCCCUGCAGCUCACCACCAAGCCCGACCUGCUGGCCUGGGACCCCGCCCGGAGCUCGCACCCACCCUCUCACCACCACCACCACCACCACCACCAUCACCACCACCACGCCGUCGGCCUAAAUCUCUCCCACGCGCGCAAACGCUGCCUCUCGGAGACACACGGCGAGCGUGAGCCCUGCAAGAAGCGCCUAACGGCGCGCAGCAUCAGCACCCCCACCUGCCUGGGGGGCAGCCCGGCCGCCGAGCGCCCCGCCGACGUGCCCCCCGCCACCGCCCUGCCUCAGCCCGAGGUCAUCCUGCUGGACUCGGAUCUGGACGAGCCCAUAGACUUGCGCUGUGUCAAGACGCGCGGUGAGGCCGGGGAGCCGCCCAGCGCCCUGCAAGUGAAGCCCGAGGCGCCCGCGGCGGCGGUGGCGGCGGCGGCAGGGGUGGUGGCAGCUGCGCCGGUGACAGCGGCCGCCGAGAAGCCUCCGGCUGAGGCCCAGGACGAGCCCGAGGAGCCGCUGAGAGAGUUCAAGCCCUUCUUUGGGAAUAUAAUUAUUACCGACGUCACCGCGAACUGCCUCACCGUCACGUUCAAGGAGUACGUGACGGUGUAGCCGGAGGGUGUCUGAAGGGGAAGCGCCAUCCCAGCGAGGGGUGUAGCACCUGGGGCCAGCGGGCGGACAACUCCUCUCGCCAACUGCGGGGCAUCCGAGCCGGCUCCCAGGGCGAGGAUGCCCGAAGCCGCGGUAACCUCUGCUUGGGGUUUUGGGAUCCUGGCUGCGGUGCCUGGCCCGCCUCCGCCCCGGCUCCUUCCACACGGUGCCUGCGGGUCUCGCCCCCGACCUGCUCCAUCCCCGCGCAGGACGAGAGCUCUGCCCCUCCUCUGCCUCGUGGACCUCCGGGACUGACAGGGCAGCCACGCGCGCGCGCGGUCUCAGAGUUAUAGUAUUAUAUUUUAACCGUGCUAACUUGUCAAGUGCAGACUUUACUCCCGUUUGUACGUGGUGUUAUUAUUGAAAUGUAUUGUUUGAGCUCAAAAGGCCCGACCACCCCCCUUCGGGCUGAUAUAUAUAUAUUUAUUUGUAGGUAUUUAUAUAUUGAAAUAUAAAAACCUAGAUUUAUGGAGUUUCCUCUAGAUCAUGUUAUAUUCUAUAUCAGACGAACUAUUUUCUGUUGAUCUUUCCUCCCAUUCAUUCAGUAUUUCAGUUGAUUUCAUUUCCUCCCCUUCCAGGAACUGCAAUACCAGUAACCUUGGUAUAUAUUUUUUGAUACUGUACACAUGGAUGUGUUGUUUCUAUGUGCAAAAAAAAAAAAGUUUGUUAAAAAAGCUAAAAGAGCUCUCUAGAAACUGCUGCUACUAGAAAUGUCUAAACUAUAAGCUUCCAAUUAUUACCUGCUUGAAUGUAAAUAUUAAAUGGAGAUGUUGAAGGUGCA